UCUCGCACUCGUUCCUUCUCUCUCUGCAAAACCAGUUACAUCCAAAGCUACCAAAACAAGAAGGAAGGGUUUUUCUCUCUUCAAAUUUGUUAGCUACACACUUCUUUUAACUUCGAUUUUAAAUGUAAUUCAGAUUCAUUUCACUUCACUUUCCCUCACUCAAUUUAGGGCUUUAUUCUCCCUCUCUUCCCCAAAACCCCCCUCUCACAAUUCGAUUGGUAUUCUGAUUACUCGAUCUCACCAUGGAAGCCCGAGAUUUAUUAUCAUCGUCCCCGUCUUCAACCGCUAACCGCGAUGCUUCUUCCGCCACUGACGGAGACGACGGCGUUUUCACGGUCACUGUCGCCCUCACCAAAGACGCUGCGUUGCAUUUCCAGUCUGGCAAGUUCGCCGAAUGCGUCGAGGUCUUGAACCAGCUUUUGCAGAAGAAACCAGACGAUCCCAAGGUCCUUCAUAAUAUUGCAAUUGCGGAAUUCUUUCGGGAUGGUUGUUCAGAUCCCAAAAAGUUGCUUGAAGUAAUUAAUGGCGUCAAGAGAAAAAGUAAUGAGCUUGCUCUGACUUCUGAAGAACAAGGAGAUUCGGUUAAUAAUGUUGGAAAUAAAGUUGUUUUGGGAUCCAAAGGAAGUAAUGCUUCGGCACAUCCGUUUUCAGGUGCAAAUAGCACCACCACAAUGUAUACAGAUGAAUUUGACGCUUCUGUGGCAAUUCUAAAUAUUGCCAUCAUCUGGUUCCAUUUUCAUGACUAUGCAAAGACGUUGUCAGUGUUGGAACCUCUCUUUCAAAAUAUUGAACCCAUAGAUGAGACAACAGCUUUACAUAUUUGCCUUCUACUGCUUGAUGCUAGCCUUGCUUGCCAUGAUGCAUCAAAAUCAGCUGAUGUGUUGACUUAUCUGGAAAAAGCAUUUGGUGUUAGUAGUGUGAGUCAAGGUGACAAUGGGAACACAGCACAGCAGCAACCUACUAAUCUAAUUACAAAGUCUGCACCUGUCACCAUUAGUGCAUCAUCUGCUGAUGCAUCCAGUUCUGAUUUAGGAUCAGGUGCUAAUGCCUCUGAAAAUCAUCUAUCCAGAGCUUUGUCUGAAGAUACAUUUGAUUAUGAAGCCAUGAUUUUGGAUAUGGGUGGACAAAAUUUAGUGAGGCCAAUGGGCCCAUCUUCAAAUGAUCUUUCAAGGGCUUUGGUUGACAGGUUUUCUACUGUUGAUUUAAAGCUUAAGUUGCAACUUUACAAGGUUCGGUUUCUGCUUCUUACUAGGAACCUGAAGCUAGCAAAACGAGAAGUCAAACUGGCUAUGAAUAUUGCACGUGGAAGAGACUCAUCCAUGGCUCUUCUUUUGAAAUCUCAGCUUGAAUAUGCUCGUGGUAACCACCGCAAAGCAAUAAAGCUAUUGAUGGCAUCAAAUAAUCGGACAGACACAGCAUUUUCAAGCAUUUUCAACAACAAUCUUGGGUGCAUUUAUUAUCAGCUUGGGAAAUAUCAGACGUCCUCAUUAUUCUUCUCAAAGGCAUUGACUAAUUGUUCAUCCUUGCGGAAGGACCAACCAUUAAAGCUAGCCACUUUCUCGCAGGAUAAUUCUGUCCUUAUAAUUUAUAAUUGCGGUGUCCAGUACUUGGCUUGUGGGAAGCCAAUACUUGCUGCUCGGUGUUUCCAGAAGGCAAGUUUGGUCUUUUACAAACAGCCUCUCUUGUGGCUCCGACUCUCAGAAUGCUGUCUGAUGGCUUUAGAAAAGGGCCUAAUCAAAUCAAGUCGGGGUUCUUCAGAGAAGUUGGAGAUUGGAGUUUGUGUUGUUGGGAUGGGAAAAUGGAGGCAACUUGUGGUGGAAAAUCAGUUUUCAGGAAAUGUUCAUGUGAACUUAUCUGAAGGGGAUGAUUGUUGUCCAAGCGAUGAUGGGCGGCUGAAGUUAUCGAUGUCCCUUGCUCGACAGUGCCUCUUGAAUGCUCUUCGCUUGCUGGACUCCUACAGUACAAAUUAUUUGAAGUCUGGUUUGCCCUCUAAUUCGUCCAUGGAGGAAAAUGAUACAAGUGAAGUGUCACCUUCAAAAAAUCCAAAUCUUAAAAACUUACAUAGCAUUGAGUCAAAGGCAUUUUCAGUAGCUGUAGGUUUAGGUCAGGUUAAUUCGAAUGGGGACACGAAAGAACAAAAGGGAGGAACUAGUCAGGAACUCGUUCAGAACUCCCUCUUCUACUAUGAAGAUGUCUGUAGAAGAGAAAAUCAAUUGGUUAAGCAAGCUGUUCUUGCUAAUUUAGCAUAUGUGGAGCUGGAAUUGGACAAUCCUGUGAAGGCACUGUCAGUUGCAAAAUCUCUCGUAGAACUUCCUGAAUGUUCCAGAAUUUACAUCUUUUUGGGCCAUAUAUAUGCAGCAGAGGCUCUCUGCUUGCUGAACAGACCAAAGGAAGCUGCUGAGCACUUGUCAUAUUAUUUGUCUGGGGGGAACAACGUUGAAUUGCCAUUCAGCCAAGAGGACUGUGAGAAAUGGCAAGCGGAGAGGACUGCGGAAUUUGAAGAGUUGAAUGGAGGAUCAACUGCUGCCAAGAAUUCUUCUCUUGAGGACACUAAAAGUAUUGUUUUCCUCAAGCCAGAGGAGGCACGGGCAAUAAUAUAUGCAAAUUUUGCAGCAAUAUCUGCCAUGCAGGGUGAAUUUGAGAAAGCCAAUAUAUUGGUUUCGCAGGCAUUGUCCAUAUUACCAAACAGUCCAGAAGCAACACUUACUGCAGUUUACGUUGAUCUCUUGCUUGGUAAGCCACAGGAAGCUCUAGCCAAAUUAAAACGUUGUAGCCGUAUUAGGUUCCUUCCUAGUGGAACAACAUUGAAUAAAUCUUCUUGAGUGUUGUAUGCUUGGGUUUUAUCAUCGUGCCUGGCCUAUCUCUCAGCGUUAGUUAGCAGGUAGCUUAAUCCUUCCAUAGCACUUGUAACAUAUAUAAGUUCAAUUCAGAGAAUAAUUUUUUGUGAUUCGUUUUCCUUAUAAUUCUCAAAUUUAGGGUUCACUAAUAGGUGGUGACUGUGUUUUGGUUAGUGCUGGUGCCCACCUUUGAAAUUUGAGGUGUAGAUCUGAUUCGGAUUGUGUUUUUAGAGGCAAAUUUAGUUGAUAUUCAAGAAUAGAGGUCAUGUGCUUAUAUUGAGAAAUCUGAAAAGUUGAUAGUUAUUUUUAGAGUUCCAUUUUUAAUCCGGGGGAG
Molecule: messenger RNA, 3171 nt
Organism: Gastrolobium bilobum
Lineage: Eukaryota; Viridiplantae; Streptophyta; Magnoliopsida; Fabales; Fabaceae
Exons: 6
Coding region: 243-2822 (859 amino acids)
Biological process (GO): negative regulation of translation; mRNA catabolic process
Cellular component (GO): CCR4-NOT complex
Molecular function (GO): protein binding
Source: RefSeq, a predicted model, not a curated record